AUGGAGGGCUGGCAUAGUCUGGUCAAGCAGGACAGGCUGAGGAGGUUGAUCGGGCUGGAGAGCUGGUGUAGUCGGGUCAAGCAGGACAGGCUGGGCUCCAACAUCCCCAUGACCCUCAAGAGGGUAAGCGUCUUGGGAAACGAAUGUGAUGAUUGUCCCAGUAGGAACAGUGUCAUGACUCAGCAGAGGCUGACGCUGAGUCACAGUGGCCCCUUUCACGAGUCUUCAAUGCUGCUUUCUGUCCCUUCGCUGCAUGACACGGGAUAUUUUCAAGUUCGUCCUCCUGUGGUGUGCCUCGUCAUUUCAAAUCCCCAGUUUGGUCGCCUGACGUUGGGGAGGCUGCAGACAGAUCGUAUUGAAAUUGGGGGAACCACCCAUGUGAUGACGUCACGGCGCGCUGACAAGCUGGUGGUGCCGGAAGAAAAGAUGGCGGAUUAUUACGACCCGAUCAGCAACCAGGAAAAGGUGCGCAUAGCAGCUAAAUUCCUCAUUCACGCCCCACCAGGAGAGUUUAAUGAAGUUUUCAAUGAUGUGCGAUUGCUGCUCGACAAUGACAAUCUUCUCAGAGAAGGCGCAGCGCAUGCGUUUGCACAGUACAACUUGGAGCAGUUUACCCCUGCAAAAAUUGAGGGCUACGACGACCAGGUCUUAAUCACAGAACAUGGAGAUCUAGGGAACGGCCGUAUCCUAGACCCCAAGAACAAGAUCUCUUUCUCCUAUGACCACUUGAGAAAGGAAGCCAGUGACCCCCGGCGUCAUGAUGUUGACAGCUCCAUAGAGGAGUGGAGGAGUGCCGUGGACACAGCUGUCAGGGCCUAUGUCAAAGAGCACUACCCCAGCGGAGUCUGCACCAUUUACGGCAAAAACAUCGAUGGACAACAGACCAUCAUUGUAUGCAUUGAGUGCCAUCAGUUUCAGGCCAAAAACUACUGGAAUGGACGCUGGAGGUCAGAAUGGAAAUUCACCAUCUCUCAAUCCUCCACUGAAGUGGCAGGAAUCAUGAAGAUUCAGGUUCAUUACUAUGAGGAUGGCAAUGUUCAGCUCGUGAGCCACAAGGACGUGAGGGAGAAAAUGACCAUUUCUAAUGAGGUUUCAACCGCAGAAAGGUUUGUAAAGAUCAUGGAGACAGAAGAAGGCAAAUAUCAGAGAGCGAUCAACGAGAAUUAUCAGACCAUGUCGGACACUACUUUCAAAGCCUUACGCCGCCAGCUUCCUGUGACGCGCACCAAGAUCGACUGGAACAAGAUUUUGAGCUACAAGCUCGGCAAGGAGAUGCAAAAUGCUUGA
Molecule: messenger RNA, 1287 nt
Organism: Nerophis lumbriciformis (worm pipefish)
Lineage: Eukaryota; Metazoa; Chordata; Actinopteri; Syngnathiformes; Syngnathidae
Source: RefSeq, a predicted model, not a curated record